AUGGCCACUUUUUACGGCGGAGGACAGGACGGAAGUGUCCCUUCCAGAAAUAACCCAUUCUACGGCAAUGCCAACCAACCUGAGCUUGUAACAUACCUGCAAGGGUAUUCCGCCGACAACAGCGCGCAGUACGCUGCGGAGGACUUUGAGAGCCCCGUCGCGCCCAAAGCAGACUCGUACAGCGCAGAGUCGCGCAUGUAUACGAGCGGUGCGCAGCACGCACAAGGAAAUUAUGUGCCUUCCACCACCGCGAGCUUUUACCGCGAGUCGGUGCAGCCUGUUCGCCAGCGCGAGCCAUACCCUGCUUGGACUGUGGACCAAAACAUCCCAUUGUCAAAAGAAGAGGUCGAGGACGUGUUUAUUGACUUGGCCAACAAGUUUGGCUUCCAGCGCGACAAUAUGCGCAACAUGUACGAUCAUUUUAUGAUCCUUCUCGACUCGCGGGCCAGUCGUAUGGCCCCAAAGCAAGCGCUGCUUACGCUGCACGCCGAUUAUAUUGGUGGUGAGCACGCAAACUACCGCAAGUGGUACUUUGCCGCGCAGCUCGACCUGGACGAUGCGAUCGGCAGGGCACAGAACGCGGGUCUUGCGCGCGCCGCAAGUAUAGCGCAGCGGUCCAGCGAGUUGAAGCCAGGCGCCAAGCUCCUUGGCUUUAAGUCGCUCGAUACUGCCCGGGCCCGCUGGCGAGACGCUAUGUACCGUAUGAGCGACUAUGACCGUGUUCGCCAAGUCGCGCUCUAUCUCUUGUGCUGGGGCGAAGGUAGUCAAGUGCGCUUUGUGCCAGAGUGCUUGUGCUUCAUCUUCAAGUGCGCAGACGACUACUACCGCUCGCCCGAGUGCCAGAACCGUUUGGACCCUGUGCCCGAGGGCUUGUAUCUCCAUUCGGUCGUCAAGCCACUGUACCGCUUCCUGCGUGACCAGGUCUUUGAGGUGGUCGAAGGCAAGUUUAUCAAGCGUGAGCGCGACCAUGACAAGACGAUUGGCUACGAUGAUGUCAACCAGCUCUUUUGGUACCCCGAAGGCAUCAACCGUAUCCGUCUGUUUGACAAGACGCGCCUCGUCGAUGUUCCUCCGCAGCAGCGCUUCAUGAAGUUUGACAAGAUCGAUUGGAGCCAUGUGUUUUUCAAGACAUACAAGGAAACGCGCUCUUUCCUCCAUCUCCUUGUCAACUUUAACCGUAUUUGGAUUUUCCACAUUUCGCUCUACUGGUACUUUGUCGCGUACAAUUCGCCUAAAGCGUACGAGCCAAACAGGCAGCCAUCCUAUCCAGAGCAGCUCAGUGCUUCUGCCCUGGGCGGCGCCGUCUCGUCGUUUAUCAUGAUGCUUGCCACUUUUGUCGAGUUGCUAUACAUCCCUACCUCGUGGAACAACUCGAGCCACUUGUUUACGCGUCUUGUCAUUGUGGGCAUCUGUUUGGGCGUCACAAUUGCGCCUGCCGUGUACAUCUUUGGAUUCAACAAAGGUUUCGACGGCCCGAAUGCUGGCUGGCGUCCUCAUGCGGCCCUGGCCGUAGCCAUCACUCACAUGUGUGUCUCUGCUGUUAUCACUGCCAUGUUUUCCCUGCUUCCCUCUGGCCGCAUCUUUGGCGAUCGUGUCGCGGGGCGCAAGCGCAAGUAUUUGGCAAACCAGACAUUCACUGCGUCCUAUGCAAAACUCAGCGUUUCACAUCGCUUCUUUUCCCUCUUCAUGUGGAUUCUCGUCUUUGGCUGCAAGCUGACUGAAAGUUACUUCUUUUUGACGCUCUCGCUCAAGGAUCCAUUUGCGGUGCUGGUCACUAUGCGCGUGGUCAAUUGCGACGACCGCUACUUUGGCACGCGUCUUUGCCGUCUGCAGCCCGCUUUUACGCUUUCCUCCAUCAUGCUCAUGGAUUUGUGUCUCUUCUUUUUGGACACCUUUUUGUGGUACGUUGUUUGGAGCACCGUCUUUAGCUUGGGCUGGGCAUUUUACUCGGGCCUCUCUGUCUGGACGCCUUGGUCGGAUAUUUUCCAGCGCCUGCCCAAACGCAUCUACUCCAAGCUUCUUGCCACGCAAGACAUGGAGGUCAAGUACAAGCCCAAGGUGCUCGUUUCCCAAGUGUGGAAUGCCAUCAUCAUUUCCAUGUACCGCGAGCAUCUCUUGUCCAUUGACCACGUCCAACGCCUCCUCUACCACCAGGCUCCUGCGGAAGAUGCGCCGUUCAAGCGUACGCUCCGCGCUCCGCCCUUCUUCUUGAACCAAAUGAAGCCGGGGAACAAGGAGUCGGACUACUUUCCGCCUGGCUCGGAGGCCGAGCGCCGUAUCAGCUACUUUGCACAAUCGCUUACACUGCACAUGCCCGAGCCUGUCCCUGUGGAUAUGAUGCCCACGUUCAGUGUUUUGACUCCUCACUACAGCGAAAAGAUUCUUUUGUCUUUGCGCGAGAUUAUUCGUGAAGAGGACCAAAACACGCGUGUGACGCUGCUUGAGUAUCUCAAGCAGCUUCACCCCGUGGAGUGGGACAACUUUGUAAAGGACACCAAGAUCCUUGCGGAAGAAACGAGCGGUUUUGUCGGCCCCUCGCCAUUCGGAGUGGAGGACGAGAAGGCCAACUUGAAAGGCAACAGCACCAAGACGGAUGACUUGCCCUUUUACUGCAUUGGCUUCAAGUCUGCUGCGCCAGAGUACACGCUGCGUACGCGCAUUUGGUCUUCUUUGCGCGCACAAACACUGUACCGUACUGUAUCUGGCUUUAUGAACUACAACAAGGCGAUCAAGCUCCUCUACCGUGUCGAGAACCCCGAAGUGGUACAGCUCUUUGGUGGUAACACGGAGCGUCUCGAGCGCGAGUUGGAGCGCAUGAGCCGUCGCAAGUUCAAGUUUGUCAUUUCCAUGCAGCGCUAUUCGCGUUUCAACAAGGAAGAGAUUGAAAACACUGAGUUUUUGCUGCGUGCCUACCCCGACUUGCUGAUUGCUUAUCUCGACGAAGAGGCGCCGCGCAGGGAUGGCAGUGAGUCUCGCUGGUACUCUUGCUUGGUUGAUGGCCACUCGGAGAUGCUAGCUUCUGGACGCCGUCGCCCCAAGUUCCGCAUCGAGCUCCCGGGCAACCCAAUUCUCGGUGACGGCAAGGCCGACAACCAAAAUCACUCGAUCAUCUUCACGCGCGGCGAGUAUUUGCAGCUGAUUGAUGCCAACCAGGACAAUUACCUGGAAGAGUGCCUCAAGAUCCGCAACGUCCUCGCCGAGUUUGACACGAUGCACAUGUCGGACGAAAACCCUUACGGCCCGAAGCAUGCCACGUUUGACCCAGCGCAUGUUGCCAUUGUCGGUUCCAGAGAGUACAUUUUCUCUGAAAACAUUGGUAUUCUCGGUGACGUUGCCGCCGGCAAGGAACAGACCUUUGGUACGCUUGCCGGCCGUGGCUUGGCCAAGCUUGGCGGCAAGUUCCACUAUGGCCACCCCGACUUUUUGAACUCGAUCUACAUGGCCACGCGUGGCGGCGUGUCGAAAGCCCAAAAGGGACUUCAUUUGAACGAGGAUAUCUACGCGGGAAUGAUGGUAUUUGGUCGUGGCGGACGCAUCAAGCACUGCGAGUACUACCAGUGUGGCAAAGGGCGUGACUUGGGCUUUGGCACCAUUCUUAACUUUAUUACCAAGCUUGGUAACGGUAUGGGCGAGCAAAUUUUGUCGCGCGAGUACUACUACCUUGGCACGCAGCUUCCUGUCGACCGCUUCCUCACCUUUUAUUACGGCCACCCUGGUUUCCACAUCAACAACAUCAUGGUCAUCUUUGCCGUGCACAUGUUUAUGUUCUCGCUUAUGUUCCUCGGCUCGCUCUACUCUUCCCUCGGCGUCUGUCCCGACACGGGCUCCGAGUUUAUUCUGGGUACUGGUACCUGCUACUAUCUCAAUCCUGUCAUUUACUGGAUUCAGCGUACGGUCAUCAGUAUUCUGCUUGUGUUCAUGAUUGCCUUCCUUCCGCUCUUUUUGCAAGAACUCUCGGAGCGCGGCGCAGUUAGCGCCUUUAUCCGCCUCAUCAAGCAGUUUGUCAGUCUCAGUCCCCUCUUUGAGAUUUUCACCACCCAAAUUUACUCGCACUCGAUCAUCACCAACCUCACCUUUGGUGGCGCGCGGUACAUUGCAACCGGCCGUGGUUUCGCCACUACCCGCAUCAACUUUUCCACGCUCUACAGCCGCUUUGCCGGCCCCUCGAUCUACUCUGGCAUCCGUGCGCUGCUCAUGUGUUUCUACGCCACGUUGUCUGUGUGGAUGCCGCAUUUGAUCUACUUUUGGAUUAGUUUGGUCGCGCUUUGCGUCGCGCCGUUCCUUUUCAACCCCCACGAGUUUGCCUUUUCCGACUUUGUCAUUGACUACCGCGAGUUUCUCCGCUGGAUGUCGCGUGGUAACAGCCGCAGCCACGCAAAUUCCUGGAUUGGGUACUGCCGCCUUAGCCGCACCCGUAUCACGGGGUACAAAAAGAGGCGCUUGGGUCAUCCUUCUGAGCUGCUUACCAACGAUGUUCCCCGUGCGAGCCUAAAAACGCUUGUUUUACACGAGGUGGUCGUGCCCAUUUGCCUCGCCAUUGUCUUUGGUGUUUGCUACUGCUUUGUCAAGAGCUUCCCGGCCAUUUCCCCUGCGGAAAAUGCGGGUCGUGCCAACGACAAGCAGGGCGGUAUUGUGCGCCUGGCCAUUAUUUCGCUUGCGCCCCUUGCCUGGAACGCUGUCGUGCUCUUCCUCCUCUUCAUCACCAGUCUCUUUUUUGGACCCGCAUUGAGCAGCUGCUGCGUCAAGUUUGGCAGUGUCAUGGCUGUCACAGCCCACUUGCUCGCCGUCGCAGGCAUUCUUGCUACUGUUGAAUGGCUCUGGUUCACCGAGUUUUACAACACAGCCAACACCGUGCUGGGUAUUUUGGCCAUGAUUGCCGUGCAGCGUGCCAUUUGCAAGAUUCUCACCGCACUUUUUAUUUCCCGCGAGCUCAAGAACGACGAGACGAACCGUGCUUGGUGGACUGGUCGCUGGUACGGCCGUGGUCUUGGAGGCCAUGCCUUUAGCCAGCCCGCGCGCGAGUUUAUUGUCAAGAUCGUCGAGAUGAGUCAAUUUACUGCUGACUUUGUGAUUAGCCACCUGCUCCUCUUUGCCUUGUCUGUUCCUUUGAUUAUCCCCUUUGUGGACCGUCUACACUCCACCGCGCUCUUUUGGCUGCGCCCAUCAAAGCAGAUCCAUGCGCCGAUCUACUCGCUUCGUCAGCGUGCGCAGCGCCGGUCGAUUGUAUUGCGGUACACGAUUGUGUUUAUCCUUGCAUGGAUCGUCUUCCUUGCUCUGAUUCUGGUGCCGAUCAUUACCUAUACGGCCUUGUAUGAAGAUGACAGGGCGUCCAUGUGCAGUUACUGCUCCACCCUUUGA
Molecule: messenger RNA, 5358 nt
Organism: Malassezia vespertilionis
Lineage: Eukaryota; Fungi; Basidiomycota; Malasseziomycetes; Malasseziales; Malasseziaceae
Gene: GSL2
Product: 1,3-beta-glucan synthase
Exons: 1
Coding region: 1-5358 (1785 amino acids)
Biological process (GO): fungal-type cell wall polysaccharide biosynthetic process; (1->3)-beta-D-glucan biosynthetic process
Cellular component (GO): plasma membrane; 1,3-beta-D-glucan synthase complex
Molecular function (GO): 1,3-beta-D-glucan synthase activity
Source: RefSeq, a predicted model, not a curated record